AUGGCCAUCCUCCCCGACCGCCCAGGCAUCGAAGUCACGGUCCGGAUCCACGACCCGGCGGGCACGCCGCCCGGCGGCGGCCUCGCAUCGAUCGCGUCGGACCGGCCCAAGACGCCCAGCCCGCCGCCGGACGCGGUCGAGUACCCGUCGCCGGCGCACAAGGACCGCGCCAACUCGAGCACGCGCUACAUCGAGGCCAUCCCCGACGCCGACUUCUCCAUCGUCAUCAAGUUCACCGCGCGCAACGCCGAGCUCGAAGGGUACAGCCUCGGGCUGUGCAUCUACGUCGACGGCAUGCGCGUCCAGGGCAGCGUCAUCGACCUCAAGAGCCACGCCAGCCAGCGCGCGUGCUGGUACGUGUGCGAUGGGGCCAUGGGGUGGGAGGGCGGGAGGUGGGUGCAGAGGAGCUUGAGGUUCGAGGGGCUGGUGGUCGAUAGGAAUGCGCGGGAGAGUUUGUACCAGACGCAGUUUGAGCGGGCGCAGUGCUUGGGCGAGAUCAAAGCACGGUUUUAUCGCGUGCAAGAGGUGGGGAGGAUUCCGCACAGGGACUGCCCCAGCCCGACCAGCCCGACGGGAUUGGUCAAGUUUAACAAGGUGGCGGAAAGGGCGUUGAAGGAAAAGGCGAUUGAUCUUCAAGCGACGACGGGAAAUGUCAAGAGAACGUUUGGCAGAUGCGGAAGGGUCUUAACGGAGCAGAUCGACCCGACGGACGAGCCGUGGGCGGAAUUCACGUUCAGAUAUCGGUCCUGGGAGGCGCUGGAAGAGGAGGGAAUUCCACCAAAGUCGCCCCCGCCGGCCACGACGUUCGACUUUCUGAACUGA
Molecule: messenger RNA, 822 nt
Organism: Diplodia corticola
Lineage: Eukaryota; Fungi; Ascomycota; Dothideomycetes; Botryosphaeriales; Botryosphaeriaceae
Product: mitogen-activated protein kinase-binding protein 1 q6ns57
Exons: 3
Coding region: 1-822 (273 amino acids)
Source: RefSeq, a predicted model, not a curated record